AUGAAUAAAAUCGUGCUGUUUUCUCUGGUGUCCUUGGCCGCAGCCAAGCCGGUGAUCGUGAACCAAGAUUCCGGAAGUUACAUGAUACCAACAUUUGCCGCUUUACAUCCAUAUCCGAUUGAUCGAUCCGAUCAAGAAAGCUUGGGCACUUCCGGCGGCGGUGGUUACGGGGGUGGCUACGGCGGUGGUUACGGAGGUGGAGAUUUCGGCGGCGGUCAUGGGGGUGGAGACUUCGGCGGCGGUCACGGAGGAGGUUUCGACGGUGGGCACUUAGAAUCCUCGGGCGGUCAAUUCGACGGAGGUCAUCAGGAUUUCUCGUCAAUCGGUGGCGGUCACGGUGGUGGAUUCGACGGUGGUUACGGUGGUGAUGAUGGUGGUCACGGAAUUUCCCUGGACGGUGGGCACAAUCACGUUCACAGUGUUCCCGUCUCCGAGCACAUCGAAGUGACGAAGCCUAUAGCCGUGCCAGUCUACAAACACGUCGGUGUUCCGGUACCGAAAUCAGUGCCGAUUGCCGUGCCACAUCCGAUUGCGGUUGGCGUUCCGCAACCUUACCCCGUGCACGUACCCGUACCGAAGCACAUUCCCAUACAGGUCGUGAAGACGGUGGCUGUUCCGGUGGAGAAGAAGGUCCCUUAUCCCGUGGAGAAGCAUAUACCGGUACCCGUCGAGAAGCCGGUUCCCAUCACGAUCGAGAAACACAUCCCCGUUCCGGUUGUGAAGCCGUACCCCAUUAAAAUUCCCGUUUACAAAACCAUUUACCAUCACGCGAAGAAGGGUCAUUAG
This is a messenger RNA of Dinoponera quadriceps, 786 nucleotides long. RefSeq names its product pupal cuticle protein 20-like. The transcript is spliced from 3 exons. The record is from RefSeq and is a predicted model, not a curated record. Bases 1 to 786 code for a protein of 261 amino acids. NCBI's taxonomy places the organism in Eukaryota, Metazoa, Arthropoda, Insecta, Hymenoptera, Formicidae.